UAGGUCUAAUCAUGUCAAUGGCGAAUCUGUCUUCAGACAGAUGAAUAUUUUAACUUUAUAGCGAUUCCCUGAACAGGAAAAUUGUUCCACACAUCACAAUGGUGUGUAAGGAAUUAGAUGAACUCUGUGCCAAAUUCGGAAGCCUUAGUCCCCACCUACGAAUAGACUACAUUUAUGGAAUGUUGCGAAUGUGUCUGCCUCCGGAGUUGAGGUUUAUAGGUUCUGUUGUCGAGGAUCUGGCCAAAAAGGAUUUUAAUCACCUCAGGGAACAUGAAAAUAAAGCAAACAAUCAGACCGAAUUGAAGAAAUAUAGAAAUGUUGACGAAAAAACGUUAAUCGAAGGGAUGGCAUUUAAUCUAUCGCUUUUACAUUCAGUGAACACUCCAUGUGCAAACAUUAUUUUUAGCUUAUUGGAGGAAAAUUCUAAAAGUGCAUUUCACAUUUCUAAUUCAACAGACAAGAAAACUAUUGAUAUUAUUUUAUUGGUGCUAACAAUGGCAAAGUAUCACCCAGCUUUUACUUUUCACCAAAGAACUGUUUUUACAGAGUAUUACAAGAAAGUAGAACAACAGUUGCACAACAUCUAUGCUAAGACAAAUGACAAUGAUCGUCAUUCACCAAACCCGACAGCCACUCAGUGCUAUACAUGUUCUGUUGCCAGCAAAGUACAUAGUCCACCUAAUCAUCAUAAAGCUUAUAUUACAAGCAUAGACAUGAUAGAUUUACUAAAACAAGAGAAGAUACACAGGAGACACGACAGAAAACAUGAAUAUCGGAUACAGGUUUCUUGGUCUAAUAAUGAAAAAACAGAAGUCAACAAAACAUAUCAAGAAUUACGAGAAUUUCAUCAAAAGAUGCAUCAGCAGUUUCCUGAUGAGGAGAACAUUAAACAUGAUGGGGUCUCAUUUUACUUAGGAAGUCCACAGAAAGAUGAUGGCCAUGAUAAAGGACAUCAGCAAGUAACUUCAUUUGUAAGUUACUUAUCCAACUUACCAAAACAUGUCAGGGAAUCAGACCAUUUCAUACAGUUCUUCAAGGGAAACAACUUUCAAAAUAACCCACCACUACCUGAACAAUCAGCGUUACCUGACAUUCCACCUGCUAGUGAUGGUAAUACAGAAGAUGUGGAAUCAAUGUUUACUACACCUUACACACCAACGCAGUCUUUCACUGUAUACAACUCUAAUUUUCCUCAAGGAGAGUCAGUUGGUUGUAUACCAUCACCUAUGACAGUUCAACAUGUACCUUUUUAUGGACAUAUAUUUAGGCAUCCAUAUCAAUCUCCAGCAUCCUCUGGUCAUGCUUCACCAAACAACAGUCGUUCAGCCUCUCCUGGAGAUACUGGUAUUGAUCAGAUUACAGCCCUGGUCAAUAAACUUCAACUACAGAGAUAUAGAAGUGGUCUAGACAAGUUCACUAUAGAACAGUUGACUGCUCUACCAAUAGAUAUGAUGGUUAAGGAAUGUGGUAUGAGCUUGGAGGAUGCUAAUAGGAUCUCUGCUGAGUUGGAAGAAAGGUCAAGAGAAAAACCACCAACUAGAUUACCAAAUGGAAUUAUGGAACCUUGUAUUCCUGGACCAAUGUCUCAUUACCAAGCAUUGUACAUGCCCCCACCUCAGCCUAUGUAUCCCAUGAUGCCUUACCAGAUUCCAAGCAAUGUAAUAGCUGCCAGAGAUACCUCGUCAUCAGAGAACUCUAGUCCCUCGCGUAGUCCUGUACCUCAGAAGAAACCUCCACAAAAAGGUGCUGAUAGCUCAUCAGAUGAUAGUGAGAAAGGAAGUAGAGUUGAUUCUCCAUUUCUGGAUGCUAAGAAGGAAGUUCAUAAUCCUAGUCAGAACACAGAGGAAGUAAAUAGUGAAACUCCUCUACAAGCUGAUCACCAUGCCUUUGAGAAUGUACAUGGGCACAGCAGUAGUGGCAGUGGAUACCAGUCAGAUCCAACUCCAACACAAGGGCCUUUCAUGCGAGUGAUUUUUCCCAACAACUCUUACAAAGCUCAGCCUACUCAUAGUAAUCUGAAUUUUCCAAAUAAGACAUUAAUCAGUAUGCCAGAUACUGUUGGUGGACGUCGUAUAGGAUAUGCCUAUCCGUACCAACGAUGUGAUAACCAGACCUUGACUACAACUGUAGCUUCAAACAGUAGUAGCAAUGGUCCAGAAAUGACACGUAGGCCAGUAAUACCUGGUCAGAUUCCAAUUAUUAGAUCUCCAACAGUCAGUGGAAAUGGCCGCAACUUCAUGUGUUCUGUUACCGCAUCAGCGACUCCUGUAAUGGCAGCGAAUCUUCAAAACAGUUUAAAUGGCAAUAUUCGACAUAUUGGUCUGGCCCCAUCAGUAUCAGAUCCAGGUCUUUCACCUAAUCAAGAUUCACAAAACGGUUCUGGAAAUCAGAGUCCAUUGCCAAAUGGUAACCCUGUUACUUGUUCCGGACCUAAUGGACACAUUAGUCAUGCACAGUGUACUUCCUGUGGCUGUACCGGAAGCCAUCAAGUUCCAUCAUAUCAAGUCCACUUACCAAAUCAUCACUACCUACAGAAUCAAAUGAUGUUUCCACCUUUUAUGAAUGCAAAUCCAAACGGAAUCGUUCAUCACCCAUAUUAUCAUCAUCCACAUUUCCAAUAUCCAAUAUCAAAUGGAAUACCUCCGAGUUACCUUCAAGCAAUCAAUCCUCAUCCAUAUCCGAAUGUAGCCGGGGCUCAGUAUAGCUGUUUUCCUCCAGUUGUGUUACAACGUCGGAACAGUGCAGGAUACAAUGCUGGAAAGCCACAAAGAACCACUUCUGCAACUUGUUCCAACUGUGGGUCAACUGAUCAUAUAUCCUCCGAGUGUAAAGAAAGCUCCAUGGAAUCCAUGUCGGCUUCUUUUCAUUUAAAAUAUGAUCCUAAAUCAAAUUCGGAUUGACUAGCAAAGGAGAAAAACAACUACAGAUCACCCAAGGCUAACUUUUUCCCUCAAAGAAGAAAACAUUUUAUGUAUUUACCAAGAACAUUUUCUCUGAGAAAGUGAAUGUGGAGAGUGGUUUUAUACCAGACUUUCUGGGAUCUCUGUGAUAUCCCAUUCUCCAUAUUUUAAUCGUGUGAUUUGGUUAUGUAACUGUUUUAAAUUGUGAUUAUUCUUACAAAUCAGUGCGAUUUAUGACAUUUUGUUUAAUCAUGUUUUGAGAGUGUAUUGAUGUAUUUUUUGAAUGAAUCAGUUUUUACUAGUGUUUGAAUCUUUGUUUGAUCAUGAUUUUUAAUGAUUUAUGCCUGUGUAAAUGAUAAUAAUAUUGUGAUGUGUAAAUUAUGUUGUGUGAAUAUUUCUGCAGCUGAAUGAUUUAAGAAGUUUGAUUGGUCUAGAAAAGUAAUUGUCUUUUUCAAGUGACAUUAAUGAAUGUUGUAAAGCAGAAAAUGUUUAUAUCUGAUAAAACGUGAAAAGGGAUUUUAUUUAAUAAAAGGGGCAAAUGAUUUCAGAACCCAGAAAAAAUAUAAAAUCAAAAGACCUUGUUCUUAUAACAUGUUUAAUAUGUUGAAAGUGGAAUAAAAUUGAUAAAAAAGCAAUUUAUAGGGUAGGAGCUAUAUGUAAGACAGUAUUUAAUAUUUGAUUUUGAAUUGUUCAUUCUGCUAAAGUACUUAUAAGAUUUGAUAAAGUUCUAAAUAGCAUUUAAUUUAAAUGUACUUAACUGUUAGGAAUUGAUUUAGUAUGUAAAUUAAGUUUUAUUUUUAUUUUGAAUAACUCUUCUGUGCUUAAAAUUUCUGUAUAAUCAUAACUUGCAAACUGUGGUAUUGUUGCAUAAUCUAGAAAGUUCUCUCAUUCUUUUAGUGCACAUGAUAAUUUGUUAAUCACAUUAGUAUUAUUGCAACAAUUGAAGUAUAUCCAGAUACAACUUUUUUUUUAUCGUUUAUCAUGACUUUUUAAGAUGUUUCUUGACUAAGUUAUUUUUGGCUGUGUUGAACAAAGUGUGCUGUAGAGUUUAUUUACUUCAAUUUUUUGUUGGUUUUGAUUUAUUGAUUUCAGUAGUUUUUUACUUGCUGCAGAAGAAAAACCAAAUUUAUAGUAAAAUGAACUUUCAACUCGGAAGUUUAGAAUCAUAAAAUAUCACAUUAUUUAUUUAAAUAUUCAGAUUCACUCUGAUGUCCCCAUUAAAGCCUUGAUGAUAUUGGGUUUUUCCCUCCACACAAAUAAUCCUAGGUUAGUGCAAUUUGAAGUAUUAGUGCUUGUAUUUGUUUAAAACAUAUAAUCAGAUUUUGUAUUUAACUGGUAAGUGCUUUGUCAUAAACUUUGUGAUAUUUUUGUGCCAUGAAUGAUGUAAUAGUUCAGUGAUAAUUCUUCAAAAUAGUCCUAUACAAGAUCUUUUCUUUCAAACAUGUUAUUUAGCAUUGUAUUAAAGGGGAUACCUUCCAGUGAAACAAAAGAUUUAUUUUAUGAAGGAAGAAUCAUUUUAGGUUUUAACAGCAUAUUUUUCUUUUUUGUUCCAAAAGGAGGCAGCAAGAAUUAAAACUGGCAAAAUGACCCAUUACCUAAGUGCUCUCUUAUAUAUGUUAUGGUCAUAAUUCAAGAAUGGCUUGUUCUUUUUCUCAUAAAUAAUAAAAUAAGUAACUUAAAAAUAAAACUAAAUAAAGUUAACAGGCAUUCUGAUUUGAUCGUUUUAGUUUUCAAGACCAGAAAAGUAAAAUUUUGUUUUAAAGCAGAAUAAGUGUGCAAAGUGGAUAUUUUUAAGUAAAAAGUGCAUGUUAAUACCUUGUAUUGUAUAUUUUAGUAAAAAACUGUAUGUAUGGUUCCCUAUGUUGUAUGUGAGAUAAGUAUUGAUAACAUUGACCAGGGUUCUAGUCAGCUUAAGAAUGUGAAUUUUGAUCUCAUUAUUACCAUUUUAGAUCUAAAAAAAAUGUAGAAUUUCUGUUAAAAAGAUUUCUAUUAAAAAAAUCCUUUCCUAGUAUGGAUACAUGAUUUGAAUAUUGUCUGGAUUGACUAAGAUGUUUUGUUGUUGGCUCUCAUUUUGUUGUUUUAGUUCAAAAAAAAAAAUAAUUGUAUAUUUGUAAUUAGAAUCAAGAUUUUUAUUUAAUUUUAUAUAUCAAAUUAUUAAUUCUUGAACUGGAUUAUUUCACAUAAACAUUGCAUUCGAAAAAAAAAGUUUAGAAUAUAUGUUUAACAAUACUUCAUAUGCAAAUGGGUAUAUUCAUGAUAGGAAUGUGCAGGAGAAUGCUUGAUUCAAAUUUGCAUAGGUAUUUUUGUCCAUAAUGAAAUUUUUAAUAGACCAUUAAAAGUGAACAGGAGAGAACUUUUUAUAUAUGUAAUCUAAUUUUAGUUUUAUUCAGAGUAGUCCAUAAAAACAGCCAUCAUGCCCUAGACCUGUCAUUUCGUCCAGAACAUGACGGUGAAUUUUUAUGUAAAUAUAACACGAGUGUUGAUUUUCCAUGAUUAAAAUCAGUGAUCUCAUAUUUUUAUGGUGACAUUUUAGAUAUUGUUUCAAACAUGUUUAAUGUACAUAUAUUUUAGUGCUUUCUUUUUAAUGGAUGAAUAAUAUGAUUACACAAUGUAUUUGUUUGUUGAGGCCUUAAGUUAUAGUACAAUUAUGUAAGGAUUUUUCUUGAGAGAGUUGUCAGGUUAUAUAAAAUUAGUGUAAACAAUAUUUUAUUGUGCAAAUAAGAACAUGAACAAUACAAUAUGACAGUUCUAUUUGGAUUGGAAAACAUGUGCAUUUUUACUUAUACAAAUUUCUCUCUCUGUUGUCAUGUUGUCCCCAAUAUUAAUGCAGUCAUGAUUAGUACAAAAAAGGAAGAAGAGCUAUACAUGUUGUAGGUAUUUGAUUUAAAUGACAAAUGUACUAAAUUUCAACAUUUAUUCUUAUUAGUCAUGUCCAUAUUUACUUGUUACUUCUCUUAAACCCAUUCUCAAGGGAACAGCUAAUGAUUGACUGUUCAUGUCUUUUGUUAUGAAAGCUAUGAUGGGUUAAAUAAUUUAAAUAAUGCCUCUCCUCCUCCCACUUCUAUCAGGGUCAUUCAAUUGCAGAUAACUAUAAAUGUUGGAGACAUAGUCCCUUAUCAGAUAUCAUUUUGUAUUUAUACAUCUUAUACAGCCAAACAGACAUCAUUUUAUUAUACACUGGAAGUUAGUGGACUACAUAUUGAUAUCAAUCAAUUGCUAAAGUAUAAACAAAUUUUGUAAAUGAAUAUUGAAAAUUAGUCUUGGAUGGUUCAAUAUUGAAUUUUGGUGAUAAAGCAUUGUUAAAUAAUUUCUAUUGAAACAUCCAUAUGUAACAGCAAGCUGACUUAGUGUAAUCCAUAUUAAUGUAUAAAGAUAUUAAUUGAAAGGGUCAUCAAAUGGUUUACAUUUUUUCAAAGCCUUAUAUUAUUUUUGUUACCCAAGUUAUUUAACAUAGUGAGAAUUGUAUAUGUUCAGUAAGAUAUGUUUUUUUUAAUGGAUAAUUAUAAAAAGAUAGUGUUGUCCCCCCUGUCAUAGAAGAUUGUGAUUGCAUUCUCAUAAGUAUGAAAGGGUUUCCUGAUCUUGAUCUGAAAAGCAUGAUUUAUUGUUUACGAGCUCUUUUAGUUGUGGUUAUUUUUUUGUCAUCACCAAUGGUUAUUGUCAGGUUUUAUAAUACAUUUGUCUAUUAGAGAUCUCCUGACUUUGACUGAUUUUCAUGGAUCAGUGAGUCAAAUAUUUUUUUGUGACUUGAUCAUUUCAAAAUAAAUGUUUAAAUUAGAUUUACUAUCUUGUACCCCUAUGAGUCCCUUUAAAAGUAUGUGUGUAAUUUGGCCUUUACAUUAAAGACCUUCAUGGAUAUUAAUUAAUAAUAUGUUACUUAGGUAUUAAGAUAUUUCUUGUGACCACUUUUCUUUUAAUAUGUCAUUAAUCUAGAUUCUAUUUUUCAAUCACCUUGGCAAGAAAAAAACAUUCAUAAAGUACAUGCACAAUGUUAAAUUUGCUAUAUUAAAUUAUUUUAAUCUUAAUAAUCACAAUGAAAGAUAUUUUACAGCUUUGGGGCAGUUCAAAAGUUUUAUUGAUUUAAUAUUUUGGUUUUAUAUUUAUAUUUUUGAAUUUUUAUAGUUCUUUUAAUGUCUAUGUUGAAUGUAUUCAAAAAGUUAUAUAAUGAUAAAAAAAAAUGUCACAUAUUUAGAUACUUUUGAACUAUAUUUGAAAAUUAAUGCUAAUUUAGAAAAAAAAAACUUGAAUUGUUUUAUUAAAAAAAAAUUGAUUCACUGAAUAUUUAUACAUGCAUGAAACCUAUAUUUUUUGUGUUUGCAUCUAUACAUUUCUUCUUAUAUUCUAGUCCUAUGAGCUAACUUACAAAUACUGGUAAUUAAGGUGCUAAUUGAGUGUAUUCACAUACAUAUUACAGUCCAAUUUUGGUAGCUUAAUGUCAAGGGAACCUUGUUUGAAACUUUUUAUUGUUGAAAAUGUACCAAUGCAGUGAAGUUUUUUUGUUUUGGUUUGUAUAUUUGCUGAGCAUAUUAUUUUUUACUAAGAAAUGACUUUCUAGAGAUAAUAGGACAUAGGGGGUAUAAUUUUCUUUAAUGUUCAUAUCUUUAUAAUGUAGUGCCAUCAACUUUAUAACUUCAAUUUUACUAAAAAAAAAAGUGUUUAUAAAAUUUCAGACAAGGACUAAUUUGGUUCUAUAUUAGUUCAUAUCCACCAAAUUGUUGUCAAAAUGUGAUUGAAUGUCAAACUGUGUUAAGAAUUGUUCUUAAAAUUUAUAUUACCAAUUUUUUAAUGUAAUGAUUUGCUUGUAGGUAACCUCUUAGCAGUUGUAAAAUAUUUGUGUCUAAUAUCUACAAAUUGCAUUUUAUAAUAUUUCAGUGUUCAGAAAAAAAAAAGGCAAAUUUUGAGUGUUCAACGAUUAUAGCAUAUAAAAAACAAGAUCAAAAAAUUAAUCUCAAACUGGUAGCAUCUAUGCAGGAUAUUUUUUAACAUACUUAUUUUCUGAAAUUGUUUUCUUUUUGAUAAGAAUGUUGUCGGAAAUAUGAUUUAUGGAAUGUAUCAAACAAAUGCAAAUAGUACUUACAGUAGACUACUUGAUAUUUAGAUGAAAAUGUAUCAUCAUUCCUGUGUCUUAGUUUAAAGCAGUAUUAGUUCAACACCUGUAUUUAAACUGUAUCCUAACCUUUUUGAUGAGAAAACAAAUUGGAUAGAAACUUUUAGAACUAAUGUUUGAUAUUAUGUUUUAAACAAAAGCAAACAGACUGUCUAUUUCAUUUUGUUUUUAACUGGAUUUUCGAAGUAAAAAUUGGUUAUUGAUUUGGCGAUGUACAGCGGGAGCGGCUGCCAAACAGUGUCCGUUCAUUUACAUGAAAACGCUUGAAGAAAUUUUUUAAAAUUUAGAUAUGUUGUUUCCUGUGUCUAAAUGAAGGUCAAGUUCAAUUUUCACGAUUUUAGCUUUUCUCGUUAGUUACUUAUAGUCCUCUUUUCCAAGAAUCCAAUUUUGAUGAAUUAAUCCUUUUCUGUACGAAGGGAAAUAACUCAUUUUUAAAAAGAUUUUUUAAAAGACACCUGUAUUAAUGAUAAAUGACAUUUUGGAUUUUUUUUUCUUUUCUUUGGUAAAUUGUUUGAACAAUUUUGUGGUAGGUUUGUUUGUUAUUCUAUAUAAACUAAUUGUCUGAGUGUGUGUUAAUUUUAAUUUUUACUUGAUCCUGUUCCAGAUUUGCAAAUUCAUUAGAUAAUAAUCUAUUUGUGUUAAAGGAUAUAUUUCAUUACAUUACAUUGUGUAGAUAAAGUUGUAGAAUUUCAUAGAUAAGUUGCAGAUCUUUAUUAGUUUGUUAAAAAUGAAAGAAAAAUAUUGGGAACUAUUAACUAUAUAUAUAAAGUUUGAUUACACUAAGUGUUUUUAAAUGAUUUUCAACUUUUAUCAAGAUAACACACGAUCUGUUAAGUGUCAAUCACCCAAUUAUAAUUGUAGUGACAGAUUAAUUUGAAAACUAUUAAUUAUAUUAGAUUGUAAUUUGAAAAUAAAUAUAACAUCAUAUCUAAUUACAUCAUAUCUAAUUUUAGAUUUGCAUUAUUUGUUCAUGGAAAUAAAGUUAUUUCCCUUUGAACAAAAUUGGUUUAACUAAGAAGUAUUUCAUCAAAAAUUGAAUUCUUGGGGUUCUUUGAUAUGCUGAUUCUAGCAAUGUACAUAGAUUUUGGAUAUUGGACCAUAACAGGUAAAUAUCGAAUUUCAAUUUUGUGUCACGAACCUAUGCGGUAUCAAAUAUUCAAUCACAAUCCAAAUUCAGAGCUGUUUUAAGUUUAAAUGUUGUGUCCAUACUUGCUCAACUGUUCAGUGUUCGACCUCUGCAGGAAAAUUCGGGUUGCUGUCUCUCUGACAGCCUCUUGUUGAUAAUAAAGUAAAUACAUUACCCUAGGAUCACAGGUUUUAGUCAGUGUAAAAAGCAAACACUGUAAUCCUCAGACCUUGAUUAACCAUUUAUUAUAUCAAUCCAAAUUUGUUUUUUCGUGUUUCUUAUAUGUAAGAUAACAGCAAAAAUUAGAGUAUUUGUAAUGCUCAUGUGAGACUUUAAAGACUUGUGAACUGUAUUUUAGACAAUAUGUCACUUUUUGGUGCAGUAAAAUUUGGAAUUAAUUAUUUUGAUACCAUUUCUUUUUAUAUUUCACUUAAAUAUUAAAUAGUCUUUACAAAAAGAAAGUUAAAAUGGUGUCUUGUGUGCAUGCUAGAAAAAACCUAGCUGAAAUCAGGAUAUGGUUGCAGAUACUUAUUUUUAUUUCAAGAAUAGAAAUAGAUUAAAUAUACAUAUUAAUUUUGUAAGCUUUUUUUGAAAACAUAAUAUGACUGCUUGCAAUAACAUGUCUGUACAUAAUCAUUUAUAAAACAGGUUUUGUAUAUGCAUAUGAAAAAAUGUAUCAGCAAUCUUGGUUGUAUGAUUUUAAUGAUUUUUUAAAAGGCAAGUUGUUUGACUAUUGUGUUACUGGGAUAUAAUUAUGUGUCCUUUAAAAUACAGAAAUGUGAUAUUACUGGCAGUUAAAAUUAUACAAGGACUAAGCAUGGUUUGAGAAGUAUGUUUAAACAAGGAAAAUAUAUCACCUAAUAGAAAUUUGAAGGGAAAAAGUAUUGCAUAGAUUUGUGGGUAAGGCUUGAAAAAUUAUACCAAACAAAAAUGGAGAAGUGAAAAGUGUGGUGUGGUAGAAUUAGGAUUGAAUGAAUAUUGUUUGCCUAACUAUUUUAGAAAUA
Molecule: messenger RNA, 10134 nt
Organism: Mytilus californianus (California mussel)
Lineage: Eukaryota; Metazoa; Mollusca; Bivalvia; Mytilida; Mytilidae
Product: zinc finger CCHC domain-containing protein 14-like
Exons: 14
Coding region: 99-2900 (933 amino acids)
Molecular function (GO): zinc ion binding; phosphatidylinositol binding; nucleic acid binding
Source: RefSeq, a predicted model, not a curated record